UAGAAGUAAAGGGCUUCAAGAGUUAAGGACUUCAAGAGCUAUUUCUAUCUCUUAAAUCUCGAGAGACUAGCCAACGUCACGGUAAUUGAGUAAUAAGACUGUCAGAAAAAAAAAUCAAAUUUUCGUGUAAUGCAAUUCAGUAAAGGGAGGACGCGACAGGGAAUCGUCGUGGCAACACAAUAUGUUGGUUACGCGCUGUAUGCUCUUCAAGCAAACUGUCCCGAAACCAUCGUGGAUGGGGACAUAUGGGAAUAACGCGCGAACCCAUGGGUUUCCUGAACACUCACAGCGAAAUUCGAACGUUUAAGGACCCUGCUUCCCGGAUUUGGAGCGGACAAAAACUUUGAUGUUCCACAGUAGUGUUAAUCAGGAAUGGCGCUGAAGGUGAACUUGAGCUGUAUCGAUUGCUUGUCCCAGAGUGCAAAUCAAAGUGUAUCCUCUCAUACCACAUCUGCCGGAGUAGCGACAACUCUGGCCAGUGUGCUCAUCUUUACCAUCGUGGUUGACAUCGUUGGGAACGUUCUCGUCAUCCUGUCUGUGUAUAGAAACAAGAAGCUUCGGAACGCAGGUAACAUCUUUGUGGUGAGCCUGUCGGUGGCUGACCUGGUGGUAGCGCUGUACCCCUACCCCCUGGCACUGCUGGCCAUCUUCCACAAUGGCUGGACCAUGGGCUCGCUGCACUGCCAGCUGAGUGGCUUCGUCAUGGGCCUGAGUGUCAUCGGCUCCGUCUUCAAUAUCACGGCAAUCGCACUCAACCGCUACUGCUACAUCUGCCACGGCCUGCACUAUGACCACCUCUACACCACCCGCAACACCUGCCUGUACCUGCUGCUCACCUGGGUGCUCACCUGCCUGGCCACCGUGCCCAACUUCCUAGUGGGCUCACUGAGCUACGACCCACGCGUCUACUCCUGCACCUUCACGCAGACGGCCAGCUCCUCGUACACCAUCUGCGUGGUGGUGGUGCACUUCCUGGUGCCGCUGGCCGUGGUCUCCUUCUGCUACCUGCGCAUCUGGAUGCUGGUCAUCCGGGUGAAGAGCCGUGUGCAGCCGCCGGACUCGCGCAGGGGCCAGCGGGGUCGCCCUGGCGACAUGCGCAACUUCCUCACCAUGUUUGUGGUCUUCGUACUGUUUGCUGUCUGCUGGGCACCGCUGAACCUCAUCGGCCUGGCCGUGGCCAUUGACCCAGAGCGGGUGGCGCCAAAGGUGCCCGAGUGGCUGUUCAUCACCAGCUAUUUCAUGGCGUAUUUCAACAGCUGCCUGAACGCAGUGGUGUAUGGCCUGCUGAACCAGAACUUCCGGCGUGAAUACAAACAGAUCCUGCUGGCACUGUGUGCCCCACGCACACUCUUCAUGGACAGCUCAAAGUGUGCCACGGACGGCUUCAAGAGCAAGCAGUCACCAGCAGCGACCAACAACCACUUAAUGGAGGCCCAACUGUGAUUGGUUAGGGGUCAGGGGGUUACCACUGGU
Molecule: messenger RNA, 1473 nt
Organism: Alosa sapidissima (American shad)
Lineage: Eukaryota; Metazoa; Chordata; Actinopteri; Clupeiformes; Clupeidae
Gene: mtnr1c
Product: melatonin receptor 1C
Exons: 2
Coding region: 373-1443 (356 amino acids)
Biological process (GO): G protein-coupled receptor signaling pathway
Cellular component (GO): membrane
Molecular function (GO): melatonin receptor activity
Source: RefSeq, a predicted model, not a curated record